Messenger RNA from Myotis lucifugus (little brown bat), 1949 nucleotides. Its product is annotated as olfactory receptor 7D2. The transcript is spliced from 2 exons. Gene Ontology annotation, cellular component: membrane. NCBI's taxonomy places the organism in Eukaryota, Metazoa, Chordata, Mammalia, Chiroptera, Vespertilionidae. The record is from RefSeq and is a predicted model, not a curated record. Gene Ontology annotation, biological process: G protein-coupled receptor signaling pathway. Bases 590 to 1633 code for a protein of 347 amino acids. Gene Ontology annotation, molecular function: G protein-coupled receptor activity; olfactory receptor activity.
GCCAUCUUCGAUUCUCCGGCUACAGUGAUUUUUGAAGCCUGACCCUUUCUGACAUUUCUUGGAUGGAUUUUCUUUCUUUUUUCUACCCAGUACUAUUGGGCAUUGUGUGAAAGUGUUUUUAACUUUUAAUUUUUACAUUAUUUCAGGUUUGAAGAAAAGUUGAAAGAAUAGUUCCUACGUAUAUCCUUUGCUGGAUCCUCCAAAUAACAUUUUUACCACCUUAACUUUUAUCUUUACCCCAUUUUCUCUGUCUUCCUUCUGUGUGCAUGUGCUUUUUUCCAGACCAUUUGAGAAUAAGUUGCACCUCUAAAUCGUUGGUAUUCCCUAAAAACAAGGACAUUUUCCUCACACAACCUCAGUACAAUGAUCAAAAUCAAGAAAUUAAAAAAAAUUAACAUUGGUAUAAUACUGUUAUUAAAGUUACAGACAUCAGUCCUAUUUGGACAAUUAUCCUAAUAAUGUCAUCUAUAGCAAAAGAAAAUCCAAGAUCACACGUUACAUUUGGUUACCAUCUCUUUAGGCACCUUUCAUCCAGAGCAGUUCCUAGACUUUCUUUGAAUUUGAAUGCCCCUCGUUUUGGCUUUGUCUGAUGCUCCUUAACCUGAAGAUUGAAGUCCUGUAUCUUUGGCAAAAGUCCCACAGUCGUCGCAUUGAGUCCUUUCGAGUGCCUCCUACCAGGAGAUAUAUCAGCCACAUGAAAGCAGGAAACAAAACAGGAAUUUUAGUGUUCACCCUCCUUGGACUCUCUGAGGAUCCAGAACUGCAGCCCCUCAUCUUUGGACUGUUCCUCUCCAUGUACCUGGUUACUGUGCUUGGGAACUUGCUCAUCAUCCUAAUCAUCAGCUUUGACUCCCACCUCCACACCCCCAUGUACUUCUUCCUUUCCAACCUGUCCUUGGUUGACAUCUGUUUCAGCACCACCAUAGUCCCCAAUAUGCUGGUGAGCAUCCAGACAGAGAACAAAGCCAUUUCCUACAUGAACUGCCUCACUCAGGUGUAUUUUUCCAUGUUUUUUCCUAUCCUGGACACCCUACUCCUGACCAUGAUGGCCUAUGACCGGUAUGUGGCCAUCUGUCAGCCACUGCACUACAUGGUCAUCAUGAACCCUCGUCUCUGUGGCUUGCUAGUUUUUAUUACUUGGUUCAUUGGUGUCAUGACAUCCCUCCUCCAUAUCUCUCUGAUGAUGCAUCUGAAUUUCUGUAGAGAUCUUGAAAUUCCACUUUUCUUCUGUGAGGUGACACAGAUCCUCAAGUUGGCCUGCUCUGAUACCUUCCUGAAUAGCAUACUGUUAUACUUUAUGACUGGUGUGCUGGGUGUGUUCCCCCUUUUGGGGAUCCUAUUCUCCUACUCAAGAAUUACCUCAUCCAUAAGGAAGAUGUCCUCAUUGCAGGGAAGGCAAAAAGCAUUUGCCACCUGUGGGUCUCAUCUCGCAGUUGUUUCUUUAUUUUAUGCGACAGGCAUUGGGGUCUACUUCAGUUCUUCGAUGAUUCUCUCUUCCCAGAAAAUCUCAGUGGCCUCAGUGAUGUACACUGUGGUCACCCCUAUGCUGAACCCCUUCAUCUACAGCUUGAGAAACAAGGAUGUGCAGGGCGCCAUGGGAAGGCUUCUUAGCAGAGCAUUCUCUUGUCUGUGAUAAAUCCAUUGGUCCUGGGACUGAGAAGGUUUGUGAGUACCAGUGGCAAACACUUUUAUUCUGAAGUUCUUACACUUGAAUAUCUCAAAGGAUCUUAUUCUUUUAUCCAAUUCUUAAGAAUCUAUGAAUUUGCUCUCUCUCAGUUUUUUACACACAUUUAAACAACUAAUCUCUGAGCAAUUUCUUUGAUGACAUUUUUGUCCUAUUGGUUGUCCAAAAAUUAUGUCCUUGGUCUUAUCCCUUACCUUCACACUCGUGAGUUCUAAACUUAGAUUUAAGGCAUUUACUAUAUCUUUGUUAACUCAAAUGUUGGCCU